Messenger RNA from Lentinula edodes (shiitake mushroom), 678 nucleotides. RefSeq lists its product as uncharacterized. The transcript has 3 exons. The record is from RefSeq and is a predicted model, not a curated record. The coding region runs from base 1 to 678 and encodes 225 amino acids. NCBI's taxonomy places the organism in Eukaryota, Fungi, Basidiomycota, Agaricomycetes, Agaricales, Omphalotaceae.
AUGUCCAAUAAAUCUUCUUCAACUGAUGGUAGCAUCAGGCGGUCUAGCCCAAUUCCAAUCGUCAACCCCGCCUUCAAUCGCAGAGGUCGUUCUGCCUCCGUGUCAUCUGGGUCAUCGAGCUCUAUGAGUCCCACCUCAGAACUGACAACGCCACUAUCCGGGCUUAGUCCUCGCAUCACAGUUCCUUCUCCCGGAAGCUCGCCGAUUCUCUCGUACUUUCUUGCCCAAUCACCCACAAAAACACAGACCAGUGCUACUUUACCUUUCCGUAAAUUCGGUCCCGCGCCCGUGUUCGAAGAAGAUGAAAGCAAUCAACAAUCAAUGCCUCCUGCUGCGCACCAUGCUCGUAGAGCCAGUAUGACCGUUGCCGAUCGUUUCAGCCAGCCUAACAACACUUCUGGACUACCUGAAUCUCACGUGGAGCGAGGUGCUGGUCUUUUGAGGCGUCUUUCCCUCAGCACCGGCGCUCCUGCUUUUGGCAAGCAUCUCGCUGGUACACCUCAAUUUAUUCCUGAAGCACCUCCCAACACUGCUGUGAGCCCAACAGCUCCAAACCUUCCAUACCCUCGCGACACAAAACAUAGACGCGCAACUACUACCUCUUCAGCCCGUCCACACCGUGCUCCUUCUCCAAUGGGCGAAAGAAUCCUAAAGGGCCAUUUUGAUGGCUUCAACUGA